Auxenochlorella protothecoides is the source of this 561-nucleotide messenger RNA. Its product is annotated as Macro domain-containing protein. The record is from RefSeq and is a predicted model, not a curated record. Bases 1 to 561 code for a protein of 186 amino acids. Lineage: Eukaryota; Viridiplantae; Chlorophyta; Trebouxiophyceae; Chlorellales; Chlorellaceae. The transcript is spliced from 2 exons.
AUGCUCACUUUCAAGCUGUCUCCCUCCACAAGGCUGUUCAUCCAGCGGGCGGACCUGACGACCUUCCGAGGGGAUGCAAUCGUCAACGCAGCGAACGAGCGGAUGCUGGGGGGUGGCGGGGUGGACGGCGCCAUCCACCGCGCCGCGGGCCCCGACCUCCUGCGCGCCUGCCGGGCAGUGGCGGAGGUCCGGCCGGGCGUGAGGUGCCCCACCGGUGAAUGUCGCCUGACGGACGCGGGCGCGCUGCCCGCCCGCCACGUCAUCCACACCGUGGGCCCCGUCUAUGACGGCCCCGCCACGUCAGCGCCCCUCCUGGCCUCCGCCUACCGGGCCUGCCUGUGCGCUGCGCGAGACGCCGGCCUGGCCAGCAUCGCCUUCCCGGCCAUUUCCUGUGGCGUGUAUGGGUAUCCGCUGCGGGAGGCGGCGCGCAUCGCGCUCAACACGUGCAGGGAGGAGGCGGGUGCGGUGCAGGAGGUGCACUUUUUCCUCUUCAGCGAGCCGACGCUGGAGGCGUGGACUGCUGGAGCCAAGGAGCUAGGGCUGGAGGAGGAGGGGGGCUGA